Molecule: messenger RNA, 3827 nt
Organism: Melanotaenia boesemani (Boeseman's rainbowfish)
Lineage: Eukaryota; Metazoa; Chordata; Actinopteri; Atheriniformes; Melanotaeniidae
Gene: srlb
Product: sarcalumenin
Exons: 7
Coding region: 1-1449 (482 amino acids)
Molecular function (GO): GTP binding
Source: RefSeq, a predicted model, not a curated record
AUGAAGGGUACAGUCUCAGUCUGCUGUUUCCUCACCCUGCUACUUUUGCAGGCCACAGCAGAAGAGGAAGAUUAUACAUCCGUCCUCAGAGACAGAUCUCACAUUGAUGAGACGCUGCGGCUUGCUACUGAGGAAAAAGCAGCAGAUUAUGCAGCGGCUCUAGAAAAGUUACGGAAGAUCUACCAUACGUCCAUCAAGCCGAUGGAACAGGCCUACAAGUAUAAUGAACUAAGGCAACAUGAGAUCUCAGCAUACCCCGGACGAACCCUGGGGGACUCAGCCACAGAUGGAGAAAUUACCUCCAAGCCCAUGGUGCUGUUCCUUGGACCCUGGAGCGUAGGAAAGUCCUCCAUGAUCAAUUACCUCCUGGGCUUGCAAGACAGCCCCUACCAGCUCUACACAGGAGCUGAGCCCACUACCUCUGAGUUUACUGUUAUAAUGCACGGGGAGAAGAUUCGCUCUGUUGAGGGUAUUGUUAUGGCAGCAGACAGUUCUCGCUCCUUCUCGCCUCUGGAAAAGUUUGGGCAAAACUUCCUGGAAAAGCUGAUAGGCAUUGAGAUGCCUCACAAGCUGCUAGAACGUGUAACAUUUGUGGACACACCAGGAAUCAUUGAGAACCGGAAGCAACAGGAAAGAGGUUAUCCUUUCAAUGAUGUUUGCCAAUGGUUCAUUGAUCGAGCAGACCUGAUCUUUGUGGUGUUUGACCCCACCAAGCUGGAUGUUGGUCUAGAGCUGGAGAUGCUCUUCCGACAGUUGAAAGGGCGCGAGUCACAGAUCCGGAUCAUCCUCAACAAGGCUGACAACCUGGCCACCCAGGACUUAAUGAGAGUCUAUGGAGCACUCUUUUGGAGCUUAGCUCCCCUCAUCAAUGUAACUGAACCCCCUCGAGUCUAUGUCAGCUCCUUCUGGCCAUAUGAUUAUGCACCUGAUACCAGCCGUGAGCUCUUUAAGAGAGAGGAAAUCUCUCUCCUGGAAGAUCUUAACCAGGUGAUUGAAAAUCGUAUGGAGAACAAAAUUGCCUUCAUUCGCCAGCAUGGCAUCCGCGUACGCAUCCAUGCCCUGCUAGUAGACCGCUACGUCCAGACCUUUAAAGAGAAAAUGAGCUUCUUCAGUGACCCUGAACUAGUAUUCCAAGAGAUUGUGGAUGAGCCAGACAAGUUCUAUAUUUUCAAAUCCAUCCUAGCCAAGACCAACGUCAGCAAAUUUGACUUGCCCAACCGAGAUGCUUACCGUGACUUCUUUGGCAUCAACCCAAUCACCAACUUCAAGCCCCUGUCAGCUCAGUGCUCCUACAUUGGAAGCUGCCUGCUGGAUAAGAUUGAGAAGGCAAUCACCAAUGAGCUGCCCGCUCUUCUGAGCAGCAUUAACUCAGGCAAGCAGCCGGGCCUGUCGUCCUGCGAGGCUACUGGCUGUGGUGAAAAGCCAAAGAAUCGUUACCGAAAGAACUGAGGAACAUCAAAUAACUUGUGUUGAGGAAGUGGAGACAGAGGGGGUGAAGAGAAUGGGUCUGGUGGAAACCAACUCUUCUUUUGUCAGAACACUUGUAUUGUUGAGGAGACAGGAGACAAGAUUAAAGCGUAUUGUUUUUUUUUUUUCCUCAGGAGUGUAAGGGAAGGUGGAUUAGGGGACUGUGAGAAUGAUGCAGGUAGUGGGAGGGAGGGCACUGAUAAGGCAGCUUAAGGACACAAGUGCUGAACAAAUGAGAACAUGCCACUGAUCACAGAGUUUUGUUAAAACACACACCCUCCUUUCUCCCUAGCACAACUACAUUGGACUGUCUGGGACUGUGGGGUUGGGAAAAUAUUGAUGUGAAGAACCAGUAAAAUUAAAUAAUAAAAGGCAAAUCGUGAGACUGAAACAGUCCAAAACCAGCUCCCUUGUAUGUGAAUAAAACAGGAAAAGUGGAAACACAAAACUGAGUUUUUACGUGAAUUACGUGAAUUGCAUUGCAACGAAUCAUUUCCACAAGCUUCAGAAGUUGUUUUUGCAAUAGUCAUUUUGUGGGUGCUAUACAAAGCUUUUGUGUUUAGCUGAUCAUCCAAACCUUUUCUUUGAAAAUAGAUUAUCUUUGCAUGUUAGUAACACAUUCUAUUUACCAGAUGCAUGUGUUGUUUUUUUUCUCUUUUUCUAACACAAACAAGUUAAUUUCCUCUUACAAUGUUUCUGAAACCUGAACCAGUCCUGCCGUGCAACAAAUAUGUCAUUUUUUCUCUUAGUUUUGGUUGUUGACGGUUUGUGAAAAAGCAGAGGUCAGGGUUCAUGGGUAGGAGUCUUCAGAGCAGAGAGGGUAUGUUCAUUCUGCUUCACUUCUUAACUGUUCUUACUGUGUUUUUUUGAGUCUAUAAAUUUGCCAGUCUUUGGCAAAAAUUUAGUACUGUGUUAAGAGUUAUUAUUUCCUUCAAUGAUAAGCUAGCUAGCUUUUUUUUCUUAGCUGAGAGACCAUAAAAAAGACACAGUGACUGAUGUGCUUGAGUUAUAGCUCUCAUUAUCCAUUUAUCCUACCAUUUCUUCUGUGUGCUUGAAAGAUUUUUAUUGUUUUUUGUCUGUAUACCUCUUCCAAAUUAAACUGAACUGGAUUGUGUAGGUGAACUGAAAAAAACUUUGGCAUAAAUUUGAAACAUCCUCUGCAAGUUUGUGAUGGUGGAUCAUUGUCACGGGGAAUUUUAGAACUUGCAAACAGUGGGAUGAAAGCAAGAGUAAACUGGAGGACUCGUGAGUUGACCCCUGACCUCUACAGAAGUAAGGCAACCCCAAAUGCUGAUCUUUCCCCAGUUCUGAUAAAAACUGAUACAAAGCUGCCAAAGCUCAUGUAGCAUACCUCAAAGAAUUUCCAAGAAGUAUAGCAAGAAAAUUGCUUAAGUUAUGUCAUCAGCUUUGGGAAUACACUUAUCUGACAAUGGACAUUUUUCACAACUUCCAGAAUACUUGUUUGAGUUUUUUAUGUUUUAAAGGAACUGUGCAUAUAUAACAUAAAUAUGCAAGAUUACAACAAGGCUAAUUUACAUCCCUAGUCCCACUGCAGGCCAAUCCAAUAAAAUAACAAUAGGAAUAAUAAUGGAGGGAGAUUAAGGUGCACAAUACCAACAUGAGUAAUAAUAAGGAAAUAAGAACAAAAUAAGAAUGUUAUAGAUUCAAGACCAGAGGGAGUACCCCUGGAAACUGUCACUGUUAAGACUAGUUGUUCAGGUGUCUAAUGUGUACAUUUUGAGCUUUGGUUUUUGAUUGGAUAAAUAUGUAAGAUUUAAUAUGAUAAGAUUAGAUUUUAAUGUGGUUUUAAAAAUAUAUUGUUCUUCUUACAGAAUUGGACUAACUCUCCAGUAUUUGUGCUAGGAUACACGAUUAGCCUGGUCGCUGCCUCAUAUUUAUUACGCAGACAUUAAUCAGAGGUUCGCAUCCUCUCAUCCUGUUCAGCAAGAAAACCAUUGACUGCAAUUCCCAAAAUGCCAAAGAGUCCUCUAAACACCAAGCCCUAGUUAGUCAAAGAAAAUGUUGAUAUUGAAACAAGAACUCCCCCAAAGCAUGGACUUGAUCCAUGCACACUCAUACACUUCUAUGUCCCCCAUGCCUUUCCCGCACUAACCCCUUCACUGCUUUCCCCAUCUAAACUCCUAGGCAUGAUGAAGAUAACUAUAAAAGAUAACACAAAAAAAGACUCUUUUUCAUACAUUUGAGUGUGUUCCACUGGGUGUGCAUGUUUACACUGCAGAUCCAGGGUAUGCCCACAAGAAGGUGCUGUGUAAAAGAGUAAAGUAUGGUAAAGGAUACAGCUGCCUCAAUAACAACAUGGCAGAAGUUUUAUAAAGGGGGCAAACACUUGGGAUUCAUGA